AUGUGGGCUUCUUCGAUUCUGGUCACCCUGGUGGGACUAGGCCUGUUGGUCUCUUCGAGCACGGCUGGAUACGUGCUCCAAGACGACUACAGCGCCGAUCAGUUCUUUUCCAUGUUCGACUUUUUUACCGACCCGGAUCCAACGAACGGCUACGUCCAAUAUGUGGACCAAAGCACCGCCCAGCAAGGCGGCCUCAUCAACAACAACAACGGCGCCAUAUACAUGGGCGUCGAGCACUCCAACGUGGCCUCGGGCUCGGGCAGACAGAGCGUCCGGCUCACGAGCAAGAAAUCCUACACGCACGGCCUCAUCGUGCUCGACCUGGCACACAUGCCUGGCGGCAUCUGCGGCACGUGGCCCGCCUUCUGGACCGUGGGACCCAACUGGCCCAACGCGGGGGAAAUCGACAUCAUCGAGGGCGUGAAUUCGCAGGUCGCCAACUCCAUGGCCCUGCACACGGGGCCGGGCUGCAGUGUGGCCAACAACGGCCUCUUCUCCGGCCGAGUGUCGACGCCCAACUGCGACGUCAAAGCCGCGGGCCAGCCGGGCAACGCGGGCUGCGCGAUCCUGACGCCCAACGACCAAAGCUACGGCACGGGCUUCAACCAGGGCCAAGGAGGCGUCUACGCGACCGAGUGGACCUCGCAGGCCAUUAACAUCUGGUUCUUCCCCCGCGGUGCCAUCCCCUCGGACCUCUCCAGCGCCAGUGCCACUCCGGACCCGAGCGGUUGGGGCCAGCCGAUGGCGUCGUUCGACAACUCGGGAUGCGACAUUGACGAGUUCUUCAACGACCACCAGAUCGUCUUUGACACCACCUUCUGCGGCGACUGGGCCGGCAACGUGUGGACGUCGGACCCCGUGUGCAGCUCCAAGGCCCCGACGUGCGAGGCUUUCGUGCAGAACAACCCCUCGGCCUUCCAGGAUGCCUUUUGGACCGUCAAUUCGCUCAAGGUAUUCCAAUCGACGGGAGGCGCCGAGGGGCCACCUUCUCCGCCCAUUCCCGGCAUCCCGGGCCCUGGCGUCACCGUGUCGGCGUCCGUGUCGCUGCCAUUCCCCGCCCCGCCGCCGUCGGGAGUUCCACCCGUCAUCCCCGCGCCUGGCGCUCCCACUACUACGAGUUCCUUCUCGUACGGCGGUGGUGGUGGCGGAGGCGGCGGCCGGCACACACGCACCUUCGGCACCUGGGGCGCGAACUUUGUAGCCGUCCCGUCCGCGACAGGAUCCGCGACUCUUGACGCGAGAACUCCCACCGCGACGGUCGGGCCUCCCCUCCCGCUGGUGACGGAUUCAGCUUCCGUGGAUACGACUGACGAUACAGAAGUUGGUACCGAUACCGGAACCGACACGGCCAAGGACAAGGACACAUACAUGACCGUGACUGCGCUGGGCGAGGAAGAUUUCCAUCCCCAUUCCCAUGCCGACGCCCAUGCCCGUCCGCGUCGCACUUAUGCUCACGCGCACCUGCACGAGCACGCCCAUCUAAGCCAGCGCGAGGAUAGUGGGCAAGCGCGACGCGACGGGACGAUCGAGCCGAGGUUCGUGGCCGUGUCUGAGCAGAGAAAGGAAGAAGAGCAGGAAGAGCAAGAAGAGCAUGAGGAAGGAGUGCUCCUCGGCGAUGUCCCCGUGGCGGAGGCGUUCAAGACGCAUCUGUCGAGACAUCGGCGGCAUUUGUUCAGCCAUGCCUUUCCUGCCGCGGGGAGUGAGGAGUGA
Messenger RNA from Cladophialophora carrionii CBS 160.54, 1710 nucleotides. RefSeq lists its product as uncharacterized. Gene Ontology annotation, molecular function: hydrolase activity, hydrolyzing O-glycosyl compounds. Bases 1 to 1710 code for a protein of 569 amino acids. NCBI's taxonomy places the organism in Eukaryota, Fungi, Ascomycota, Eurotiomycetes, Chaetothyriales, Herpotrichiellaceae. The transcript has 2 exons. The record is from RefSeq and is a predicted model, not a curated record. Gene Ontology annotation, biological process: glucan catabolic process.